This is a messenger RNA of Elaeis guineensis (African oil palm), 1784 nucleotides long. Its product is annotated as elongation factor 1-alpha. NCBI's taxonomy places the organism in Eukaryota, Viridiplantae, Streptophyta, Magnoliopsida, Arecales, Arecaceae. Gene Ontology annotation, biological process: translational elongation. The record is from RefSeq and is a predicted model, not a curated record. Gene Ontology annotation, molecular function: GTP binding; GTPase activity; translation elongation factor activity.
CGCAAGGGUUUUUUCUUCUUCAUCGCGACCCAUCUAUCAGAGGAGUGGAAGCGGCCGCCGAUCCCCUCUACCUCUCUCCCUUGCCACACUCGAAUUCCCUUGGAUCGUAGAUUCACCAGAAAGUAGCAAUGGGAAAGGCGAAGGUUCACAUUAACAUUGUGAUCAUUGGCCAUGUCGAUUCUGGGAAAUCAACUACAACUGGACACCUUAUCUACAAGCUUGGUGGUAUUGACAAGCGUGUGAUCGAGAGGUUUGAGAAAGAAGCUGCUGAGAUGAACAAAAGGUCUUUCAAGUAUGCCUGGGUGCUUGACAAGUUGAAAGCCGAGCGUGAGCGUGGUAUCACCAUCGAUAUUGCUCUCUGGAAGUUCGAGACCACAAAAUACUACUGCACUGUGAUUGAUGCUCCUGGCCAUCGUGAUUUCAUUAAGAACAUGAUAACGGGAACUUCUCAGGCUGACUGUGCUGUCCUCAUUAUUGAUUCCACCACUGGUGGUUUUGAAGCAGGAAUUUCAAAGGAUGGCCAGACUCGUGAGCAUGCUCUUCUUGCCUUCACUCUUGGAGUCAGGCAGAUGAUCUGUUGCUGUAACAAGAUGGAUGCCACGACACCCAAAUACUCAAAAGCAAGGUAUGAUGAGAUUGUGAAGGAGGUCUCGUCUUAUCUGAAGAAGGUUGGUUACAAUCCCGAUAAGAUCCCCUUCGUGCCAAUCUCUGGUUUUGAAGGAGAUAACAUGAUCGAGAGGUCCACCAACCUUGACUGGUACAAGGGCCCCACUCUCCUGGAAGCACUUGAUAUGAUCCAGGAGCCCAAGCGUCCAUCAGACAAGCCCCUCCGUCUUCCGCUGCAGGAUGUCUACAAGAUUGGAGGCAUUGGCACUGUCCCUGUUGGUCGUGUGGAGACCGGAAUCCUUAGGCCUGGUAUGGUUGUGACUUUUGGACCCUCAGGACUGACAACUGAAGUAAAAUCUGUGGAGAUGCAUCAUGAGGCUCUCCAGGAGGCUCUUCCUGGAGACAAUGUUGGCUUCAACGUUAAGAAUGUUGCUGUCAAGGAUCUGAAGCGUGGUUAUGUUGCUUCAAACUCCAAGGAUGACCCAGCAAAGGAGGCUGCUAGCUUCACCUCUCAGGUCAUUAUCAUGAACCACCCAGGCCAGAUUGGUAAUGGUUAUGCCCCAGUUUUAGACUGUCACACUUCUCACAUCGCUGUCAAGUUUUCGGAGCUUUUGAGCAAGAUUGAUCGUCGGUCUGGUAAGGAGCUGGAAAAGGAGCCCAAAUUCUUGAAGAAUGGAGAUGCAGGGUUUGUUAAGAUGAUUCCCACCAAGCCAAUGGUGGUGGAGACCUUCUCUGAGUACUCUCCUCUGGGUAGGUUUGCUGUCAGAGACAUGAGGCAGACGGUCGCUGUGGGUGUCAUCAAGAGUGUGGAGAAAAAGGAUCCUACUGGAGCCAAGAUAACCAAAGCGGCACAAAAGAAGAAAUGAACCGAGGAGUUCUCCGAAUUGUUGUGGGUUGGAGUCCGUAGCAGUUGUAGCGUGGUAUGCCCUUGCCGUCACAUUUCCACAGUAUCUGGAGUCUGGAUGCAGAAUUGGGUGCUUGACCGGCGGUGGCAGUGUUUCAGGUUAAUUUUCUUCUACUAUUUAAGUUAAAACUGUCGAGGGUGUUAAUUUUUUCUUUUUAAAUGCUACUUUGAGUUGGUGUUUUGCGUGUAGGGCUGGGAUGUUUGCUGCCAUUUGACGCACCCGUUGUUAUUUUGGAUGCUUUUUAGUAUUAAAAUAAAGUAGUAUUUUGGACUA